AUUAAAUAGAGCAUGGUAGGUACUUUGAUAUAAACCAGGUAAGGCUGUUCGAUAAGGGUCCAGGAAUUCAAAGCUCCGAUAGCUCACUGAAGCAAGCAAGGGCUAAACCCGAUAUGGAAUAGCGCGGCUUAUCGCCCUCAACAAGCUGUUCCUAUUCCAUCCGAAAAAAAGUUGGGAGAACGAACGCGAUUUGAUAGCAACUCCAAAAAAGGCUGACGGUAAAAAAUCGCUCUUUAAUUCUUCCCCAUCACUACCGCCGUCAACAACGAUAACCUUCGCCAACCACGUCCAUCUUCAGUCGGCAGGGAUUUCAAUCUCAAAUUGAAUUCCAUUCUCCUUCGCCUCUCUAAUUCCUCCUCAGAAUGUCGCGAUACUUGCGUCCGGCGGCUAGGUUAGCUGCCUCUGCACGCACCGCCGCAGUCCCCCGAACUAUUCCCCGGUUUGCUCCCGCUUCUUUCGCCAUUUCUCAACGGAGAACGUUCGCAGAUGUAAAGGGUACCAAGGAGUACACUGUCCGUGAUGCCCUCAACGAGGCUAUGGCCGAGGAGCUCGAGGCCAAUGAGAAGGUUUUCGUUAUCGGAGAGGAAGUUGCCCAGUACAACGGCGCAUACAAGGUUACGAAGGGCCUCCUAGAUCGUUUUGGAGAGAAGAGAGUUAUUGAUACCCCGAUUACGGAAAGUGGUUUCUGUGGUUUGGCCAUCGGUGCUGCGCUGAGCGGUUUGGUUCCUAUCUGCGAGUUUAUGACUUUCAACUUCGCCAUGCAGGCUAUCGACCAGAUCGUCAACAGUGCUGGCAAGACGCUCUACAUGUCCGGUGGUAUUCAGCCCUGUAACAUCACGUUCCGCGGCCCUAACGGCUUUGCCGCCGGUGUCGGCGCUCAGCACUCUCAGGACUACAGCGCUUGGUACGGAUCUAUCCCCGGUCUUAAGGUUGUUUCUCCCUGGUCUGCCGAAGAUGCCAAGGGACUGCUAAAGGCUGCUAUCCGUGACCCCAACCCGGUCGUCUUCCUUGAGAACGAGCUUAUGUACGGUGUUUCUUUCCCCAUGUCCGAAGCCGCCCAGAAGGACGACUUCGUUCUUCCGUUCGGCAAGGCCAAGAUCGAACGCCAGGGCAAGGAUCUGACUUUGGUCUCCCUUUCUCGUACCGUUGGUCAGUGUAUGGUUGCGGCCGAGGCCCUGAAGAAGAACUACGGUGUUGAAGUGGAAGUUAUCAACUUGCGAUCAAUAAAGCCUCUGGAUAUCGAGACCAUCGUCAAAUCGGUUAAGAAGACGCACCGCCUGAUUUCUGUUGAGUCCGGUUUCCCCUUCGCUGGUAUGGGCGCUGAGAUUCUCGCCACGACCAUGGAGUAUGCUUUCGAUUACCUAGAUGCCCCUGCCCAGCGAAUCACCGGCGCUGAAGUCCCCACACCGUACGCCCAAGGCCUAGAGCAGAUGAGCUUCCCGACGGAAGAUCUCAUUGAGAAGUUUGCCGCGAAGGUGCUACGUGUAUAAAGCAUGAGAUGAUAUGAGAUGAAACGAGGAAAACCAUAGAAGAGGAGUUGGAGGCAUGAGCAAUGUACAAUAUUAAUCGAUUACUGCCUGGACGAACUGUCACCCGGAUUAGGUGUUUCGAAAAUGGCGGAGUGAUUCCCACGACGAAAUGGAUACAUUGAUUUAGACCAUCUUCCAGUCUCUUCGAGAUCUUCCUCCGCGGUCCAGGUGAUUCUCGCAUGAAUGUGCUAUUAGAAGCGGUGUGUGUCUAAAUG
Messenger RNA from Daldinia loculata, 1744 nucleotides. RefSeq names its product pyruvate dehydrogenase E1 component beta subunit mitochondrial precursor. Lineage: Eukaryota; Fungi; Ascomycota; Sordariomycetes; Xylariales; Hypoxylaceae. The transcript is spliced from 2 exons. The coding region runs from base 363 to 1490 and encodes 375 amino acids. Gene Ontology annotation, molecular function: pyruvate dehydrogenase (acetyl-transferring) activity. Gene Ontology annotation, biological process: pyruvate decarboxylation to acetyl-CoA. The record is from RefSeq and is a predicted model, not a curated record.